AUGAAGAACAUUCUCACUACCGCAGUGCUGGUUGCUGCGUCUGCGUCUGGCGCUUUGGCGGAAGCCAAUCUCAUCAACGGCAAUUGGUAUGGCAAACCAGUGGACAAGAUCGUCUACACUGGCUGGGGCCAAAGUGGUACAUACAAUAAGGUUACCGACAUGACCAAUGGUCAAUGCAAGUUUGAAAAGGUCAACUAUGACGGCAAUCUAGCGCCGCUCAAUGGAGAAGUUUCGUGGCACUUCAGAGGUCCCAUGCAUCUGAAACAGUUCGCAUUCUACACACCAGGUUCUACAACCAAGCGCAGCUUAAGGCAAAGUCAACAUCAGAGGAAGCAUGGGCACGCGCAUGGACAUCAGGAGAGAGCAGUCGGUGACAUCGUCACGGCAACAAUAAAUGGAGACGUUGUUACCUGGGUAAAUACGUUUGGUGGACCACCUACCGACUCGCCAGCCGCUGCAACACCUGCUGCUGAGGCCGCCAAAGUUGCGAGCCAGGCUCCGAAACCCAGCCCGACGAGUGCCCCAAAGGUUAAUGCUGGUGCCGGCAACUGGGGACGACAAGCAUACUACAAUGCUGUUAAGGGCACUGCGGAUAGUCUAGUCUUUUUCAAUAACAUGGGCGGCCAGGGUUCCGGUGUGUUUGACAACAAUUUUGGCAAUUCUCUAUCAUAUGCGGCUUCAGAUGCUGGUUCUGGCUCGUCUUCUCCUCAAGUUCUUGGCGACAUUCUUCUGGGUGAUAAUGUCGAAUUUAGCAUAUAUACUGACAAGCCUUGUGAGGGGAACAGCUGUGGCUACUACCGACCAGGCUCAGUUGCCCACCACGGCUUCGGCGGUGAAUCCAAGCUCUUUCUACUAGAGUUCAGCGCACCAUCAUCCAAUCUGAAGACUGGCUUCAAUGCUGAUAUGCCGGCUGCCUGGAUGCUCAAUGCCGCCAUAGCCCGGACCCAGCAGUAUGGAAAGUGUUCUUGCUGGGACAGCGGAUGUGGAGAAUGGGAUAUCUUCGAGGUUCUCGACGCUGGAAACACAAGGAUGAAGUCGACUCUUCAUAUUGGACCCAACUCUGGAGGAGAAUCAGACUACUUCGAACGACCCCUCAACAAGGAGGAGACGCUCAAGGCUGCUGUCAUCUUCGAUAAUGCCAAUAAAUCUGGUCAUAUUGUGAAGUUGCCCAGCGACACCAAAUUUGAUGCAACCAUUUCUGAUCAGUUUAUAGCGGAUCUUGGAUCAAAUCUAGCUCCAGAACUCACGAAGGUCUUCAAGCUUGCAUCGUGA
Messenger RNA from Lithohypha guttulata, 1272 nucleotides. RefSeq names its product target of Sbf (gene TOS1). The transcript has 2 exons. Lineage: Eukaryota; Fungi; Ascomycota; Eurotiomycetes; Chaetothyriales; Trichomeriaceae. The record is from RefSeq and is a predicted model, not a curated record. Gene Ontology annotation, cellular component: fungal-type cell wall. The coding region runs from base 1 to 1272 and encodes 423 amino acids.